Stegastes partitus (bicolor damselfish) is the source of this 2343-nucleotide messenger RNA. RefSeq names its product sideroflexin 1 (gene sfxn1). NCBI's taxonomy places the organism in Eukaryota, Metazoa, Chordata, Actinopteri, Pomacentridae. The transcript has 11 exons. Gene Ontology annotation, biological process: serine import into mitochondrion; monoatomic ion transport. Bases 49 to 1017 code for a protein of 322 amino acids. Gene Ontology annotation, cellular component: mitochondrial inner membrane. Gene Ontology annotation, molecular function: monoatomic ion transmembrane transporter activity. The record is from RefSeq and is a predicted model, not a curated record.
UUCAGGGACACCCUCUUGCGGACCGCCGGAGCCCACAGUGCAAUAAACAUGGCAGCAGAGCUAUCCACUUCCAUAAACAUCAAGGAGCCCCGGUGGGACCAGAGCACAUUCGUAGGUCGGGCUAAACAUUUCUUCACUGUCACAGACCCCAGGAACGUCCUGCUCACCAAUGAACAACUAGCACACGCACACAAAAUCAUCACCGAUUACAGGCAAGGUGUCGUCUCUCCGGGGCUGACGGAGGAUGAACUGUGGAGGGCCAAAUAUGUUUUUGACUCGGCUUUCCAUCCCGAUACUGGAGAGAAGAUGAUCCUGAUCGGCCGCAUGUCAGCGCAGGUUCCAAUGAACAUGACGAUCACCGGCUGCAUGAUGACGUUUUACAAGACAACUCCGGCUGUGGUACUCUGGCAGUGGAUCAAUCAGUCCUUCAAUGCAAUAGUGAAUUAUACCAACAGGAGCGGCGACGCUCCAAUCACAGUCAAUCAGCUUGGCACAGCUUAUGUGUCUGCCACCACAGGGGCAGUUGCCACCGCUCUAGGACUAAAUGCACUAACAAAGCAUGUUUCACCUCUGAUUGGACGGUUUGUUCCAUUUGCUGCUGUCGCUGCUGCUAACUGUAUCAACAUCCCGCUGAUGAGACAAAGAGAACUUCAACAUGGUAUUCCCAUAACAGAUGAAAACGACAACAGGUUAGGAGAGUCGACGAAAGCUGCACAGCAGGCAAUCUCUCAGGUUGUGGUCUCCAGGAUCCUCAUGGCUUCUCCAGGAAUGGCUAUUCCACCAUUUUUAAUGAACCAUUUGGAAAAGAAGGCCUUUCUGAAGAAGUUCCCAUGGAUGAGUGCACCUAUUCAAGUCGGCCUGGUGGGAUUCUGCCUGGUGUUUGCCACUCCACUGUGCUGCGCUUUGUUCCCUCAGAAGAGCUCCAUGUCAGUCAGCCGCUUGGAGCCGGAGCUGCAGGAGAAGAUCCGGGCCAAGCACCCGGGAGUGGAGAGGGUCUACUUCAACAAAGGGCUAUGAGUGUGCACCCCCUCAUCCAAACACUGCCAUAACACAGCUGCAGGCUCGGUCCUCACCUCUCUGCCAGCUCUCCUCAUUCAGUGUGCCAAAGUUAAGUUUUUGUCUCCUCAUUUCCAGCAUUCAGAUGGAUAUCCGAGGACUCCCUCUCUCAGUCAGUCUCUUUGUAACGAGAUGUUUGCUUUUAGUCGAUGUGAUUGUUGGUUUUAUUGAAACUGCUACAGAAGAUUUUUCUCCGACUGGGCCGGGGUGAACAGUUUGAUGUUUAUCAUGACAGAUGUAUAGUGGCCCGUGUAAGAUUGUUUUCAAGUGGACAUUUUUUUUCUGUGCAGUAUUUCUUAAAUGGGUGACCUGUUGAUCGUAUGUCGCCAUGAAAACACAGUCACACUCUCCUACGUAAGGUGGGCAGGGAGUUCCUUACCUGCAUUUUAACUGGUUAUAAUCAGAUUUGAUUUGAUAUAUAGCUCUCUGCAGUUCUUGCAUUUGCCAAAUCUGUAACUACUCACACAUUUUUAGAACCUCUAUCAACGAUUACAACCUCCUAGAUUUAUUUCAAAGAAAGGUUUGCCGCCUCACGUAAAUUCAGUUCUCUUUGCCAAAUGAGUGACAUUAAACAAGCUUCGAGGCCUCUUGACAUCUUUUCAUGUAACUGAAAAACAAUUCUCCAGGGAUCCACCCUAUAAAAUGUGACGUUAUGACGGUGGCAACUACUGACGGGCCAACACGGUGCUAUUUGAUGUCUUAAUAAUAAUCAAUGUUUAUCACACUAUUUAUUCUGCUUGCCAGACACGCAUGAACAAACCACUCCUCAUGCCAGCAUCGCGGGAUGUGACCGCGGGCUCUGAAAAGUCUUUUUUUUUAGUAACACACAGUUUCUGCGUUCAGGAAAACUGAAAGGUUCUGACAAUGUUAUUAUGGAUCGUUUCAGCAAAACACACCAGUUGUCUGCACUAGGCAAUCGCAGCAAAUUCAACUUUUCAUUCAUGCCUUAUACAGGUUUCAUAACCGCACAGAGUGGCACAAUCCAAAAUCGAAAUAGAAGCUGUUUUAAAAGGUGUUACAGUACUUUUAUACAUACAUGUGGAGUGGUAGAUAUGGAUGCUAGUAUUUAGGGAAAAUGCCAAAAACAUUCUGAAGGUAGUGUUUGUUAGGAUGCAACACUGAAGGAUCAAUGUGACUGAUAUUAAAUCUGACUUUUGCCAGCAUGAAGUCAACCUGCUUCGCGGAGUUUGUAGGAACUCAAACAGUUCCAGUCUGUUAAUUCUGGUAGAUUAAUCGUAGCAACUGGACUUGCUUGAGUUCCUUGAAGACGUUUCACCUCUCAUCCAA